Messenger RNA from Bacillus rossius redtenbacheri, 3454 nucleotides. It is a transcript of the gene Clbn, whose product is annotated as ribosome quality control complex subunit NEMF homolog. The coding region runs from base 256 to 3294 and encodes 1012 amino acids. The transcript is spliced from 17 exons. Gene Ontology annotation, biological process: rescue of stalled cytosolic ribosome; ribosome-associated ubiquitin-dependent protein catabolic process. Gene Ontology annotation, cellular component: RQC complex. The record is from RefSeq and is a predicted model, not a curated record. Gene Ontology annotation, molecular function: tRNA binding; ribosomal large subunit binding. NCBI's taxonomy places the organism in Eukaryota, Metazoa, Arthropoda, Insecta, Phasmatodea, Bacillidae.
UUGUAUCUAUGAUGUUUGUUGUCAUUAAUGCAUAUUUAACCCUGAUUUAACCUACGUUUCUUGAAUGCGUUUUAGUUGUGUGUAUUUAUUUAAACAGUUUUGAUUAUUGGUAAACAUGAAAACUAGAUUUAAUACAUACGAUUUAGCAUGUUGCGUGACAGAGCUGCAGAGGUGUGUUCAUUGUUUUAACCUACGUUUCUUGAAUGCGUUUUAGUUUGUGUGUAUUUAUUUAAACAGUUUUGAUUAUUGGUAAACAUGAAAACUAGAUUUAAUACAUACGAUUUAGCAUGUUGCGUGACAGAGCUGCAGAGGCUGAUCGGCAUGCGAGUGGCACAGGUAUACGAUAUUGACCACAAAACAUACCUCAUAAGAUUACAGAAACCAGAAGAGAAGGCAGUUCUGUUGUUGGAGUCAGGUGUUCGAAUCCACACCACAGCAUUUGAGUGGCCGAAGAAUGUUGCACCAUCUGGAUUUAGUAUGAAGAUGCGGAAGCACCUGCGCAACAAGCGGCUGGAGAGCGCGCGGCAGCUCGGCACGGACCGCAUCGUCGACCUGCAGUUCGGCUCGGGCGAGGCCGCGUACCACGUGGUGCUGGAGCUGUACGACCGCGGCAACAUUGUCCUCACCGACUGCCAGCUCACCAUCCUGAACAUCCUGCGCCCGCACACGGAGGGAGAGCAAGUCAGAUUUGCAGUGAGAGAGAAAUACCCGACUGACAGAGCUCGUCAGAAAUCUGGAGCACCGGCCGCUGAAGACUUGCAGAAAAUAUUUUCCUCUGCAAAACCAGGAGAAGGACUGAAAAAAAUCUUGAACCCUCAUCUUGAGUACGGUCCCGCCAUCAUAGACCACGUGCUGCUGAAGGCGGGAUUCCCACCAAACUGCAAGCUGGGCAAGGGCUUCGACCCGCAACAGGACAUGCCCCGCCUUUGUGCCGCGAUGGAGAUGGCUGAAGAUCUCAUGUCCCAGGCAGCGAAACAAGCAUCCAAAGGUUACAUCAUCCAGAAGAAAGAGAAGCGGCCACGUCCAGAUGGCACUGAAGAGGACUUCUUCUCGAAUCAAGAGUUCCACCCAAUGGUGUUUGAGCAGCACUCGAGCCAGCCAUUCCAGGAAUUCCCGAGCUUCGAUGCAGCGGUUGACGAGUUCUUCUCUCAGAUGGAAAGUCAGAAGAUUGACAUGAAAACUUUGCAGAUAGAGAAGGACGCGGUGAAGAAGCUGGAGAAUGUACGCAAGGACCACGACCAGCGGCUGGUGGCGCUGGGCGCGGCCCAGGCGGAGGACGUGCGGGCGGCGGAGCUGAUCACGCGCAACCGCGAGCUGGUGGACAACGCGGUCCUGGCCGUGCGCAGUGCCCUGGCCAACCAGCUGGCCUGGCCCGACAUCCAGAACCUGGUGGACGAGGCGCGGGGCCGGGGGGACCCCGUGGCCGCCCGCAUCGCCCGGCUCAAGCUGGCCGUCAACAGCAUCGUCCUGCAGCUCAGUGAUCCGUAUGCCGAAGAUGAUACGUCCGACAUUGAGCCUAUGCUGGUAGACAUUGAUCUUGAUCUUACUGCCUAUGCAAAUGCACGAAAGUACUACGAUAAGAAGAGAACCGCCGCCAAGAAGCAGCAGAAGACCGUGGAAUCUCAGGGCAAAGCGUUGAAAUCUGCCGAGAAGAAAACCAAGCAGACGCUUAAGGAAGUCCAGGUUAUAUCCAGCAUUAACAAAGCCAGAAAGGUUUAUUGGUUUGAAAAAUUCUUCUGGUUCAUCAGUUCGGAGAAUUACUUAGUGAUCGGUGGGCGCGACCAGCAGCAGAACGAGCUGAUUGUGAAGCGGUACAUGAAGGCCGGGGACAUCUACGUUCAUGCGGACAUCUCGGGAGCAAGUAGCGUCACCAUUAAAAACCCGUCCGGUGAGCCCGUUCCGCCCAAGACGCUGAACGAGGCUGGAGUCAUGGCUGUGUGUUACAGCGUAGCCUGGGAAGCGAAGGUUUUGACGAGCGCUUGGUGGGUGCAUAGCGACCAAGUGUCGAAAACCGCCCCAACAGGAGAGUACCUCACCACUGGCAGUUUCAUGAUCCGAGGGAAGAAGAACUACCUCUUGCCGUCACACCUCAUCAUGGGCUUUGGAUUCCUGUUCCGUCUGGCUGACGAGUCUGCUUUCAGGCAUAAAGACGAGCGGAAGGUUCGCACAAUUGAAGAUGACGCAGUCUCCAUGCAGAGUUCCAAUGAUCUGUCAGCCUUGUUGGAACAAGAUGAAGAGAUUGAACUGGACGACACUGACGAAGAGCAUGUGGAGCAGAAUGAAGCUGCAAAAGAUGAAGCUGUAGAAAAAAAUGCAGAAAACCCUGAGCUCUCAGAUCCAAAAGAACCACAAGAUAAAGAGGAUGGUAGUGAAAGCAGUGAUAGUCAAAGUGCUAACGAAGAGAGCAGUGAUGAAGAUGGCAGUGAGAACCCAAAAAAGGUCCACUUCCCAGACACUGAAGUGAAAAUAGCUGUUGACAGUAGCAACCAAAUAGUCCUCAAAACAAAAUCCACUUCUCUUAUGAAGUCGUCUGUCCAAGAUACUUCCGAACAUGUAGUUUACCUGGGUGAUGAUAAGCCCGUUAUCUUGAAGCCGUCAGCUAAUUUAAAGCAGAAGAAGCCAGCAAACAAAGCUCAUGGAAGUCAUAAAAAUACACAUACAGAGGAAGAGCAGACAAAACAAGCAAAUAAGGAUGAUUCAAAGAGCAGUAAUUUGAAACGUGGUCAGAAAAGUAAACUCAAGAAAAUCAAAGAGAAGUAUAAAGAUCAAGAUGAAGAUGAAAGGAAAUUGAUCAUGGAUAUUUUGCAGGCGGGCAGCGGGAAGGAGACGAGGAAGAGCAAGAAGGUGAAGGAGCAGCUGAGGAGCAAGAGCUCCGUGGCGAAGGGGGACAAGAAGGCGGCCGGGCCCCGGCCGAAGCCGGCCCAGCCGCGUGCAGAGGGGGUUGACCCCGACGAGGGGGAGGGGGCGGAGGAGGAGGUGACGGUCAACACGGACACGGACAUGCUGGACCUGCUGACCGCCGUGCCCGUGCCGGAGGACGAGCUGCUGUUCGCCGUCCCCGUCAUCGCGCCCUACAACGUCCUGCUCGGCUACAAGUACAAGGUGAAGCUGACACCAGGCACGGGCAAGAGGGGCAAAGCGGCCCGCACGGCCGUCAACAUGUUCCUGAAGGAGCGCGGGGCGACGCAGCGCGAGAGGGACCUGCUGCGCAGCGUCAAGGACGAGACGCUGGCCCGCAACCUGCCGGGCAAGGUCAAGCUGUCCGCGCCCCAGUUGAAGAAGCUGCACAAGUAGCCCGCCGUCGUCACGUUGUGAUUCACGCGCUUGUUACCUGCAGUAUGUGUGUAAAUAACUGUGUAUAUACCACUUUUAUUGUUGCUUUGUUGAUUGUAGAUAAAAACAAAAUAUUUAUACUUGAAUUUUUUCCCGGGAAUAAAUUUUCUGAUAAAAGUUA